AACGUGUUAGCAGAAAAUUUGUGGAUUUAACGGGAAUUUUUUUUCUUUUUUUGGUUAAUAACGCAACCAAACCGAGCAAGGGGACAACCGCUGGUUUACCGAGUUGGAGUUUAUAGGAAGAUUUUCUUCACUGUGUGGUUUUCUUCUCACACCCAGGACCGGAAAAGAGCGUUUUACCCCUCAAGACAGCUGGCUUGCGGCCCCCCCGCACCGAUUUGCGCUUGAAGUUGAGUGUUUGUCUGGUGUGAGGUACAAAUUCCCACAUUCUUGGCAGUAGAUGAACGCCUCAUCAGACCACAUAACCGACCCAGCUUUCUAACGUUAGCGAGGUGGCUAACAGGAUUUAGCUGACUGGAGCUACGUUGCAUCGCAGCACGGAGAAAUUCCCACAGAAGACACGACGAGCUCGCAGUUUACUGACAGUAACUUUGUGUUACCCUACGCGUUGAGACACACAGCAGGAGCACAAUGCCAGAGCCAGCUGAGAUGAGCGGUCCAGAGGUGGCUAAGACACCAGGAGGCGGAGCUCCAGAAAAGGAAGGGAAAGAGCCGGUUGCCAAUGGCCAUGCGGGAGAAAACAAUGACGCCAACCCGUUUGCUGAAUACAUGUGGAUGGAGAAUGAGGAGGAGUAUAACAGACAGGUAGAGGAGGAGCUGUUGGAGCAGGAAUUCUUGGAGCGCUGCUUCCAGGAGAUGUUGGAGGAGGAGGACCAGGAUUGGUUCAUCCCUUCGCGCGACCUCAACAACCAGGGGGUGGGGCAGCUGCAGCAGCAGCUCAACGGCCUGUCGGUCAGCGAUCACCACAACAACCUGGAGGAAGUGGCGAGGAAGAGCAUCUUGAAUCCUGAAGCAAAGGAGUUUGUCCCGGGGAAGAAAUACUAGGAGUCCCCCUCACCCCCAUGGAGCC
Messenger RNA from Haplochromis burtoni (Burton's mouthbrooder), 907 nucleotides. RefSeq names its product poly(A) binding protein interacting protein 2B (gene paip2b). The record is from RefSeq and is a predicted model, not a curated record. The transcript is spliced from 5 exons. NCBI's taxonomy places the organism in Eukaryota, Metazoa, Chordata, Actinopteri, Cichliformes, Cichlidae. Gene Ontology annotation, cellular component: cytoplasm. Gene Ontology annotation, biological process: negative regulation of translational initiation. The coding region runs from base 469 to 882 and encodes 137 amino acids. Gene Ontology annotation, molecular function: mRNA regulatory element binding translation repressor activity.